This is a messenger RNA of Zychaea mexicana, 2881 nucleotides long. Its product is annotated as CCR4-Not complex component, Not1-domain-containing protein. Gene Ontology annotation, cellular component: CCR4-NOT core complex; P-body. Gene Ontology annotation, biological process: nuclear-transcribed mRNA catabolic process, deadenylation-dependent decay. Lineage: Eukaryota; Fungi; Mucoromycota; Mucoromycetes; Mucorales; Lichtheimiaceae. The coding region runs from base 59 to 2626 and encodes 855 amino acids. Gene Ontology annotation, molecular function: molecular adaptor activity. The transcript is spliced from 8 exons. The record is from RefSeq and is a predicted model, not a curated record.
UCUGUGUUUUUUUUUCUUUCUUAUACAGAGACAUAUUCGACAAACGUUCAACAAACUCAUGAGGCUUUGCGACAUGUUCGAUCAAAACAGUGCUUUCGGAGGUCAACAACAACAACCACAACAGCAACCUACUGUACGGUUUACCGAAAAUGCAUCGAGUUAUUUAGGCGGAUCACCACUCGGUCUUAACACUGACCUGAAUUUGGAGCAAAUACUUUUGGAGUUGGAUCGGCUUAUUCGAACAUCGGGGAUUACCUCAUGUGCAUUAUUACCGCCGAACCACGAUAUCUGUCUACGAAUGCGGCAGAUUCCACUCAUUAUUUCCCAGAGCGUAACGCCCAUGCAGACCUUGUUGACGUUUGUCGAAAAAGUGGUGUAUAUGUUGUACAAGAGCAAUUCGACGUUUGCCUUCGAGGCAUACACUGGAUUUCUGCAAUCGUUAUUUGAGCUAUCACGUGAAGUUGAAAAAGAAACAAUGACUUGGAUAGUGUAUUCAAACGACGAGCGCAAAUAUAACGCACCUGUCAUUGCGAUGCUCAUGCGACACGAAAUGAUACCCCUGGAGGAUUAUGACGUACUAUUAGCGAAAGCUAUCAAGAAUCCUCCACAUCAAGUCGAAUAUGCCGUCGAAUUGCUGAAUAUAUGCCUACUGUCGUCAACGCCAGUAACUUCUCUAGAGGAUCAUGCGCUGACCAUUGUUGCACUGCGUGAAUUACAGGAAUCAGGCGAAGCACCAUCGAGUGUCACUGUAUUACUGGAAGAAAUCGGACUAAGGGCAAAGCGGCCUUAUGAAGCGACAGAAAAGCCUGAUCUGGAUUGUUUGGCGUUACGGAUGCUUUUGGCCGAGUGGACAAGAUUAUGUCAACAUUCCAUGACGAGUCAACGACUGUAUCGUCAUUUUGCAAAGAAGGUGCUGACAAUGACAAAAGACAAGAAUGGGCAAGGCUUCUUCUUUCGAUUAUGCAUCGAAACAUGCGUCGAUCGUUUCCUGUCAUUCAAAUCACUUAGCGCAUCUUUCCAAAAUCGGACAAUGCAGCUAAUUGACGCCUACGCCAAAUUGGUGGCGUACAUGGUGCGUGUCCAACAACAACAAGACCUUUACGAUUAUCACGGAAGAGAAGAUAGGGAUGCAGGCAAAAUAGCAAUUGCAGCUCGUGCAUUUUCGGUGGUUAUUCUUGUGCUCGCUCAACAUCACGAAACCCGUGGUGUGCACUUUAACCAAAAGGCAUUUUUGCGGAUAUUCGCGUCGCUCUAUACCGAAUUGAACAAGAUCAAAUCUGCACCGGUCCAUGCGGGUGUCUUGAGAGCUUAUAGUGACACACUCUACACAUUGAGACCAUCAAGCUUUCCCGGAUUUGCAUUCUCGUGGCUCCAAUUGAUUUCACAUCGCACGUUUAUGCCGCAAUUACUCGCUGCUGGUGCUGCUGGCAAACCUGAUCGACAAAAGGGAUGGAUGAUAUGUCAAAAGCUACUGUUGGAAUUGCUAAAGUUCCUUGGCCCUUUAUUGGAUCGUCGCGUGCUUCAAAAGGCUACCCGACAAUUCUAUCGGGGGACGCUCCGGUUCCUGGUCGUACUGCUGCAUGAUUUUCCCGAGUUCUUGAGCGAGCAUUACAUGGUGUUUGUCCAGGUGAUUCCGCAUUCGUGCAUACAGCUUCGAAACCUGGUGCUGAGUGCAUUCCCGCGUAUCAUGCACCUACCGGAUCCGUUUAACCCCGAAUUGCCCGUGGAUGAUGAUGACGACCAGUUGCCCGAGUUUAAGCAGGAUCCGGUCCUGGUCACAAGCUAUACCAAAGUGUUGAGCGAUGAAUUCCGUGGUGCCAUCGAUGAUUUCGUCCAGAUACAACAUGAAUCGUUCCAUAUCAUGGCCUUGCAGUAUAUGAUGGAUGACGGUGUAUAUCGACCAGAUGUUCUGGGUGCAUUUGUAUUAUAUGUAGGGUCCAAAACAGCAGCAAGCGAUACUCCCAUUGAAGAACAUCCUGCCAUGAUUGCAUAUAAGCGGUUAUUAGCUGAAAUGUCAUCGGAAGGUCGAUAUAUUAUGCUCAAUGCCGCUGCUGAUCACUUGCGAUAUCCAAAUAGCCACACCUCUUUCUUUAGCAAAGCAUUGUUACAUUUGUUUGCUACACAGCCCGAGGAAUUGAAGGAACAGAUCACUAGGGUGCUGCUGGAAAGAUUAAUAGUAAAUCGACCGCAUCCAUGGGGUCUUUUAGCUACUUUUAUCGGCUUGAUAAAGAGCCCUGGCUUUUGGGAUCAUGAGUUUAUCCGAUGUGCUCCAGAUAUCGAGCGCUUAUUCGACAAUGUCUCAAGGUACCCUUUUAUCAUCGUCAUAGAAGGUGGAAUCCUUUCGUUAAUAAUACUAAAACAACCUGUUUUCUCUUUGUUAGAUACAUCAAACGCACCGCCUAAUAUCGAAUUCCAUCUUCCAACUAUAAUCCCUCCACUUUCGCUUACUUCCUUUUCCCUCUAUAUUAUCUGUAUCUUUAAUAGAAACAAAAAAUACUCUUCGCUCUAUAUGUACAUACAUGAAAAUAUAAUGUUUUCCCCCCUCCUCUUUUAUACUGCCUCCUUAUCCCCUCUUCCGCACACAUACAUUUCUUUUUGUAUGACACGAAACACAUGCACUCUUUGAUGUUUUUUCCAGUGUGUGAUUUACAAACUUGUACCAUUGGGCUUUUUGUUGUUUAAUACUCGAAGGCUUUCUCGGUGGAGGGAGAGAGAAUGUGUUCAAAACAUGAGGGGGAAAAAACUGUAUACAAUAGGGAAAGGAGUAUGCUUAUUCACCAAAGAGUCGACGGACGCGUUUCAAGACACUAUCCUUUUCAGGAUCUAUAAUGUAUGCGAAAAGAGGAAAUUGAGUUCUUUCGCCCUUGUAAUUUUUUUGCUC